This is a messenger RNA of Peromyscus eremicus (cactus mouse), 3401 nucleotides long. RefSeq names its product potassium voltage-gated channel subfamily B member 1 (gene Kcnb1). NCBI's taxonomy places the organism in Eukaryota, Metazoa, Chordata, Mammalia, Rodentia, Cricetidae. Gene Ontology annotation, cellular component: membrane; voltage-gated potassium channel complex. Gene Ontology annotation, biological process: protein homooligomerization; potassium ion transmembrane transport. Bases 1 to 2574 code for a protein of 857 amino acids. The record is from RefSeq and is a predicted model, not a curated record. The transcript is spliced from 2 exons. Gene Ontology annotation, molecular function: protein binding; delayed rectifier potassium channel activity.
AUGCCGGCGGGCAUGACGAAGCAUGGCUCGCGCUCCACCAGCUCGCUGCCGCCCGAGCCCAUGGAGAUCGUGCGCAGCAAGGCGUGCUCACGCCGGGUGCGCCUCAACGUCGGGGGCCUGGCGCACGAGGUGCUGUGGCGCACUCUGGACCGCCUGCCCCGCACGCGGCUGGGCAAGCUCCGGGACUGCAACACGCACGACUCUCUGCUCCAGGUGUGCGACGACUACAGCCUUGAGGACAACGAGUACUUCUUCGACCGCCACCCGGGCGCCUUUACCUCCAUUCUCAAUUUCUACCGCACGGGCCGGCUGCACAUGAUGGAGGAGAUGUGCGCGCUGAGCUUCAGCCAGGAGCUGGACUACUGGGGCAUCGAUGAGAUCUACCUGGAGUCCUGCUGUCAGGCCCGCUACCACCAGAAGAAGGAGCAGAUGAACGAGGAGCUGAAGCGCGAGGCCGAGACUCUGCGGGAGCGGGAGGGCGAGGAGUUCGACAACACGUGCUGCGCCGAGAAGAGGAAGAAACUCUGGGACCUGCUGGAGAAACCCAACUCGUCGGUGGCCGCCAAGAUCCUGGCCAUCAUCUCCAUCAUGUUCAUCGUCCUUUCUACCAUUGCCCUAUCACUCAACACACUGCCUGAGCUGCAGAGCCUGGAUGAGUUUGGCCAGAGCACGGACAACCCGCAGCUGGCACACGUGGAAGCAGUAUGCAUUGCAUGGUUCACCAUGGAGUACUUGCUGCGCUUCCUGUCCUCGCCCAAGAAAUGGAAGUUUUUUAAGGGCCCUCUCAACGCCAUUGACUUACUGGCCAUCCUGCCCUACUACGUCACCAUCUUCCUUACGGAAUCCAACAAGAGUGUGCUGCAGUUCCAGAAUGUACGCCGUGUGGUCCAGAUCUUCCGAAUCAUGCGCAUCCUUCGCAUCCUGAAGCUGGCUCGCCAUUCCACCGGCCUGCAGUCCCUGGGUUUCACACUGCGCAGAAGCUACAACGAGCUGGGCUUGCUCAUCCUCUUUCUCGCCAUGGGCAUCAUGAUCUUCUCCAGCUUGGUCUUCUUUGCCGAGAAGGAUGAGGAUGACACCAAGUUCAAAAGCAUCCCUGCCUCUUUCUGGUGGGCCACCAUCACCAUGACAACCGUUGGGUAUGGAGACAUCUAUCCUAAGACUCUCCUGGGGAAGAUCGUGGGGGGCCUCUGCUGCAUCGCUGGGGUCCUAGUGAUUGCUCUUCCCAUCCCCAUUAUUGUUAACAACUUCUCAGAGUUCUACAAGGAGCAGAAGCGGCAGGAGAAAGCCAUCAAGCGGAGAGAGGCUCUGGAGAGAGCCAAGAGAAAUGGCAGCAUCGUGUCUAUGAACAUGAAGGAUGCCUUCGCCCGGAGCAUCGAGAUGAUGGACAUCGUGGUGGAGAAAAACGGAGAGAACAUGUCUAAGAAAGAUAAAGUGCAAGAUAACCACCUGUCUCCCAACAAGUGGAAAUGGACCAAGAGGGCACUGUCCGAGACCAGCUCAAGCAAGUCCUUUGAAACCAAGGAGCAGGGGUCCCCUGAGAAGGCCAGAUCGUCUUCCAGUCCUCAGCAUCUGAAUGUCCAGCAGUUGGAAGACAUGUACAAUAAGAUGGCCAAGACACAGUCCCAACCCAUCCUCAAUACCAAGGAGAUGGCACCACAGAGCAAGCCGACCGAAGAGCUGGAGAUGGGAAGCAUGCCCAGCCCCGUGGCCCCUCUGCCCACGCGCACAGAAGGCGUCAUCGACAUGCGAAGCAUGUCCAGCAUUGACAGCUUCAUCAGCUGUGCCACGGACUUCCCUGAAGCCACCCGAUUCUCCCACAGUCCUCUGGCAUCCCUCUCCAGCAAGGCUGGGGGCAGCACAGCUCCAGAGGUAGGCUGGCGGGGGGCUCUGGGGGCCAGUGGUGGGAGACUCGUUGAGGCCCACACCACUCCUGAAGCCAGUCGCUCUGGUUUCUUCGUUGAGAGCCCCAGGAGUUCCAUGAAGACCAACAACCCCAUGAAGCUCCGGGCACUCAAGGUCAACUUCAUGGAGGGUGAUCCCAGCCCGCUGCUGCCCUCUCUGGGGAUGUACCACGAUCCUCUUAGGAACAGAGGAGGUGCAGCAGCUGCAGUCGCAGGACUGGAGUGCGCCUCACUUUUAGACAAGCCUGUGCUGAGCCCAGAGUCCUCUAUCUAUACCACAGCAAGUGCCAGGACACCCCCUCGCUCCCCUGAGAAACACACAGCAAUAGCAUUCAACUUUGAGGCGGGCGUCCACCAGUACAUAGACACGGACACAGAUGAUGAGGGUCAGCCGCUCUACAGCGUGGACUCCAGUCCUCCCAAGAGUCUCCAUGGGAGCACCAGCCCCAAGUUCAGCAUUGGAACUAGAACAGAGAAGAACCAUUUUGAAAGCUCCCCCUUGCCCACCUCCCCCAAGUUCUUAAGGCCGAACUGUGUCUACUCCUCAGAAGGGUUGACUGGGAAAGGCCCCGGAGCUCAAGAGAAGUGCAGACUGGAGAACCACACCUCCCCCGAUGUGCACCUGCUGCCCGGGGGAGGAGCGCACGGGAGCACUCGGGAUCAGAGCAUCUGAGCUGCCCACCGCAGAGGGGAAUUUGCGGGAGAAAUCAAGGAGGGGGGGAUGCUUGGCUUGCUGCUGCUGAGUUCUAUGUGACCUCGGAGACACAAGGCCCCUGCAGAGCCCCAACAACAGGAGAGACCCUGAGAGCCAUGACAGGCCUAUGGACACAUAACCAGCCAAGCCACAGGGACCAUACCUCCUGACAGCACCUUCCUGAGAUGACGUAAGCGGAGCUCACAGCCACUAAGACCUAGCCUAGGCCACCCACUCCUCUUGAGGCUCUCCCAGCCUCUGAGUGCGCCAUCUCUGUCUCUCGUGGCUUCCGCUGGAGGAGGGCGUUGGAACAAGGGGCUGCCAGUGAGAGAAUGGGUUGACCAAGUAGUACUGGGUGUUGCCUAGCCACCUCCAAGAACACUGCCCUCUGUGACAGGGGACAGGGGACACUUUGAUCCUGAGGAACUCUCCGCUCCAUCAGCCAUGGUCCCGGCGCAUAACCCUUAAUGAAGCAAGCAGCUUGACUGAUUCAGUAGUCUGUGGUGCCCAGGGCUUUAUUCUGGGACGCUGUAAGGGUGAGCUGACAAUUUGGACUCAAUUCUUUCUGCCCUCCUGGCAAUCAAGGAAGGGUUCAAGACGGUCGGGACCCAGCCAAGGGGAUAAACCAGACCGCCACUUUUAGGGCUGCCACAGGAAUGAGCGUUCCAAGCAGCACUAGCCUGAACUCAAAAGAUACGUGAGCGUCAAAUAUGCAAACAAGAUAGAUUAUUCAAAGAGACUGUGUGACUGAAGAACAGCAUUAAAAAAAUAAUAAAUUUCAUUUUCUACAUGAGAAAAAGGAGGAA